Nasonia vitripennis (jewel wasp) is the source of this 5236-nucleotide messenger RNA. It is a transcript of the gene Rich, whose product is annotated as guanine nucleotide exchange factor subunit Rich. Gene Ontology annotation, cellular component: cytosol; Ric1-Rgp1 guanyl-nucleotide exchange factor complex; Golgi membrane. NCBI's taxonomy places the organism in Eukaryota, Metazoa, Arthropoda, Insecta, Hymenoptera, Pteromalidae. Gene Ontology annotation, biological process: intracellular protein transport; retrograde transport, endosome to Golgi. The record is from RefSeq and is a predicted model, not a curated record. The transcript is spliced from 4 exons. Bases 340 to 3372 code for a protein of 1010 amino acids. Gene Ontology annotation, molecular function: protein binding.
UAUGUAUAUAUAUAUACUGCCAGCUGGCUGUCGCCGCAUACCUAUAUAUCUAUAAUACGUCCGUAAUCCUCGAGGACGAGGCAGAAGACGAUUCAACCGGAGCGUCGUCCGCAACUUCGUCUCUUGUACAGAUCAAGGACCUAGUGAUCGUCGCCGAGUGUGAUCCUGUCGCGAAACUUGACGACCUACUUUCUCUAACCUCAUUCUGUGGACUUGCGACGUAUACAUGUAAAUAUAGAGUUGAUUCUCUGGAGGAAUAUGCGAUCGUAAUUACGUCUAGGAUCGCACUGCAGUGAGCUGGGAAAUGAUCGUUGAACACUGAGCAGUUCUCUGAACAAGAUGUUCUUCCCAGUUGGCUGGCCUAGAGUCCUGAAGGUCUCCGAGGCAGAGAAGAUAUGCUCCAUUACUUGCAAUCGGGAUAAAAUACUCUUUGGCAUACUUACCACUGAUGCUAUCAGCAUCUGGUGCUGUAAGCCCUGUGUGCCACUGGUCUAUCAGAAACGCACUCCAGAGUGCCUGCAGAAGUAUGGAGAGAGCGCGAUUCUAGAAUGGAGGCCAGACUCGAGCAUGCUGGUCAUUGCCACCAAUGACAGCUAUCUGCUCUUCUACAAGUUGUUUGACCAAUCCAACGAGGCGAAGAGUCCUUAUGAGCAGAAAGACUCGCCUAUCAAUGGUCUAAAGAGAGACAGUGCGGAGCUGUUCAUAAAGGAAUCAAUUCCAUCCAUCCAGUUGAAGUUUGAAAAGUGUGUGUGGAUUGAUGGGGGGAUAACGUCUUUUGUAUGUAUUCGCGAUGAGCUGAUGAUAGCUACUAAAACCAGCUUUAUUAUUAGACAUAAGUGGGAUGGAACUCAGAAUCGAGACUAUUCAUUGGAUCUGAGAAGGAUCCCAUUUAGUAUUGAUCAACAGAUAUCCACAUCGGCUGCGCCGAUAACGACCAAAGAUACGUAUGUCACUUCUAUUGAUUACUCACCACUAGUUGGUGGAUUUGCUGUUGUUUUCAAUUGUGGUAAAGCUGCAUUCUUGACUGCUCAAUCGCUGAAGUUUGAUCCCAAUCAAGUUAUAGGAGUUUGGGCCAGGGAUUUGGAUGAUGCAACCUGUGCUGCUGUUAAUCAUAAGUAUAGAUUGAUUGCUUUUGGAAGAAAAAAUUCCCAGGCUCUUGUGCUGUAUGUGGAUGAAACAACAGGAUCACUGGAAGUUUCUCACAGCCUUGUUCUAUCUACCAAAGACUAUCCUGGUGUUCCAGGCUCUGUUUCUUGUUUACGCUGGACACCAGACAGCUGUGCUAUCGCAUUGGCAUGGAGUAGUGGUGGUGUGGCGAUAUGGAGCACCUUUGGUGCACUUUUGAUGUGCACAUUGAAAUGGGACUACGGACUGAAUGUAGACCCUCUGAGAGGAAAUCCGUUUCAGAUAAGUACAAUGGAAUGGUCCGCGGAGGGUUAUCAAUUGUGGAUGUUGAAGGAUUCUUAUAUACUGCCAAAAGAGAAUUGCUCUAACAACAAAAAUCAUCAGUCGCGCUCCGUAGUACAUUGGGAGUUUGUAAAAAGUCCUCUCACAGUCAAUCCAUGCAUGUCUCACAAUGGUCACAUAUAUCUCCAGGGAGAAGAUCGCUUGUACAUAAAUCUGGGACACAAAAUUUUCUCAAACAAUAUUAAGGUUCACUUCUCUAAUGCAGAUCGUUCGGAUGGAUUCUGUCAUGUUCUUUCUGGUACAAAACAGUGGCUUGUUGUACCCAUUCCAAAUGCGUACACAAGCUGCAACUGGCCAAUAAGAUUCACUGCUAUCGACGAAGAGGGACAAAGUAUAGCUGUAGCUGGUAAAACUGGCCUAGCGCAUUACUCAAUGCUGUCUCGGAAAUGGAAGUUGUUUGGCAAUGAGUAUCAAGAGAGAGAUUUUGUAGUGACCGGUGGUCUGCUUUGGUACAAUGGAUAUCUCAUCACCAGCAGUUACUCCAUUCCAGAAAACGAGGACGAAAUAAGAAUCUAUCCAAGGGAUGUACGCCUAGACAACAAUCAUGUCCGAUCUAUAAAAAUGACAUCGCAAAUCCUGUUAUUGAAUAUUCUGAAAAAUCUUCUCUUGGUAUUCUGUGCCAACUCUCAGAUCAGACUGUACACUAUGACGUUAAAAAAGGAAAAAGGCGGCAGCGGCAUUGAAUUAGUUAUGAUCCAGACCAUAGACAUAAGCAGUCUUUGUCCUCAUCCAGCAUGCGUCGUCAGUGCCAGUUUGACAUUGAUCAGAACGGAAAUCACGGACGACAAUCUACAUCCAGAGACGCUACUCUUAAACGUUUCGGGAAAACUUCUCAUGGUACAGCGGGAUCACUGGCAGGAAAGUACCGACGUUCUGUUCACCUGUGCAGUUCCAACCGUACUGGCCUCCAGCGUAGAAAAUAUAUGGAUACCUUGGGAAUCGAAAAAGGAAAAACCUUAUCUAACGGAAGCUGUGUGGCUGUUCUGCGGUGCUCACGGCAUGAAAGUCUGGUUACCCUUGGUUCCAAAGAGGCACCAAGACAAGGUUCACACUUUCAUGAGCAAGACGAUAAUGCUACCAUUUUACUUGAAAAUUUAUCCCUUAACAAUCUUGUUCGAGGACGUGAUCAUCCUCGGCGCGGAAAACGACACCGUCCUGUACACAUCGGACACCAGCUCACCGUUCAUCCUACCAUUUAGUGUCUUAGAGCUUACCAGUCAAGUCUACCUGCAUCAGGUGCUCCGCCAGCUGAUUCAUCGCAAUCUAGGCUACCAAGCCUGGGAGAUAGCCAUGUCCUGCUCGUCUCUGCCUUACUUCUCUCAUUCUCUGGAACUGCUGCUGCACGAAGUCCUGGAAGAGGAGGCCACCAGCAAAGAGCCUCUGCCCGAUGCCCAGUUGCCCUCAGUGGUGGAGUUCAUCCAGUCGUUCCCUGGUUUCUGGGCUCGAGCCAUAGUUCAGUGCGCCAGAAAGACAGAGAUAGCCCUGUGGCCUUAUUUGUUCUCGGUCGUGGGACCACCGAAGAAGCUGCUGCAGACCUGCCUGAACAACCAAGAGCUUGACACAGCUGCCAGCUACCUGUUAAUCCUGCAGAAUCUCGAGGCCUCCUCGGUGAGCAAACAAUAUGCGACGAUGCUGCUCGACGCUGCUCUCAAGCAGGGACGCUCGGAACUGUCCAGGGACCUGGUCAGGUUCCUCAAGGCUAUCGACCCUACCGACGCCGACCUCAUCAAGACUUCGAACACCAUCGCCAACAAGAAGUCGGCACAGAGACCAUCGCUGUCCACUCAGGAGGACGAUCUGACUCUGGUACUGGGUACCAUGCAGGUCUCGAGAAACAGAAGCUUCAGUACCUCGUCCGCGCCGAAACUGAAUUCUGACUCGCAUGGCAAAGACAACGCGAGGUAACAUUCUGGUGAGCACGAGCUGCUCGACUUGACGGGACUGAAUUUUUACGUUCGCGUCGAUUUUCGUCUGGACUCGGUUUUGCUUAUUUUUUAAAUGCUUGUUGUGGCCGUUUAUUUGUUUAUUUGUGGAUAACGAUUUAUUGUAUGUACACGUGUUGAUUGCUCGUUGAGUCGAACGUUUUGUAAACCGAGAAGUAUUAAUUUUAUUGGAUUUGACCAUUAGUGCAAUGUAAAUUUGAUUUUCCUGUAUAAUAGCCGAUUUUUUCUCUAACACUUCGUGUAUGUAUUAGUUUUGUUAUUUAUUUAUUUAUUCAGCCGAUGUCUCGUUACGCGAUCUUACACGUAUACCAGAAUGAUACCUCCACGAAAGAAGUACGACAAAGUCAUCGAGAGACUUGAGCAAUAACGCCGAGAUUAUAUCACACCCACUGUUCGAUGUAAACGUGCCAUGCUUGUACGCGAGGCAUUUUUGUAUUAGGCAGUCAAUCAAAAUAGAUUGUAGAGAAAAAAAAAUGCGGAUUUAACGUCAUCAAAACGAUGAAGCUAGUCGAGUUAAAGUGUAACGACGUAUACGUUUUUUUGUAAAGCGAGUCGAGCGCAAUGUGUCAAACGGUGAUGUGUAAUGCAUGAAUGGUAAGGUCGAAACACUGCCGAUUGUUGAGAUGAUUUUUGUAAGGAAUUACGAGAUCCAGUCCUGGUACGUUUCUUAUGGUUAUUGAAUAGGGUAACGGUUUAUUGUAAUAGCUAGAUCGCGUACUUUUAAAAGAUUUUGUAGUUACGAAUAAUGAACAUCUUCGGUUUUCGAAGAUUAGAAAGAAUUAGUUUCUCAUACUUAUGUUUAUACAAGCACAGGACAACAUCGAUUAGCUUUCGAAUUAAAAUAACGACUGAAGUGUCUACCGCUGGAGCUGCGAUACCAGCCGACUGCAUCAUUAUCCUCGUUGGAAUAGACUUGACAAAAUCUCUUAACUAAUCAUUUUUUCCAACCGAUAAUCGACGACAAGUUCCAGCGGUAGAGCGAACCGUGCAAUAUAGUGUGUACACGUGCGACUGAUUAGGGCCAGUAUUUGAUACGUCAUCCUUGUAUUUCUGGGCUGUGAUUUGCGUGUAUUUGUGUGUGCGUGUGUCGGAGUCUGUCCCUUCGGCCCUUAUAUAUUUUAAAUCUGUCUCUUCUCUGUACAGUCGACGAGGACAAUAAUGUUGCGCAUAGAGCUUGGAAAUCGAAAAUCGCAGAUAAUUCGCAGCGCGUGGAGUGUACAUAAAUAAUGUAAAUAAGAAUUGUUUUAGAAUACAUCUCAUAUAUUUUAUACACGGGUCGUUGCCUUCAUUUCGCACCUUCCGUUCGUUAUUUUUUCUAUUCCGUGCGAUGAUCGUCGUAAUCGAUUUCUGGAACUUUUGUUUUUCGACCAAUUUGUGCGUAUCACGUAGAAGAUAACGAAGUAGCGGGCAAUUUGAAUAAGCAGGCAUAUUUGUGGCAAUAGUCAAGAAAGUUCUCAGGCUUGACACACGUCUGUGUACUCGGAAGAGAACAAGGUAUCGCCGAAAAGAUGCAGAACAACUGGGUGACGUUGACGAUCGGCAUCAUCGGGUUCUACCUACUGAUUACGACUUUCGCGCCUGACUACUGGAGUGAGUAUAUUCAUCGUUAUCUCCAUAUGUUUCAAGAUUUAUUUUGAUUCUGCGUACGAUCGAGUAGACGAUUACCGAUUCUAUUGGCAGAAAAAUUAUUUCGGCGAAAGAAUUAACAAGCGCAAUCUGUUCAUGAUGUUCAAAUGAAAAUGUUACGAGCGUCGCUCGUUUUAUACAUAUACCGCGGCGACGUUGCAAUAUACUUUUUCAAAUAAAGUUAAAAUUGUGCAAAUGUA